Papilio polytes (common Mormon) is the source of this 1020-nucleotide messenger RNA. Its product is annotated as macro domain-containing protein CT2219-like. Gene Ontology annotation, molecular function: ADP-ribosylglutamate-[protein] hydrolase activity. NCBI's taxonomy places the organism in Eukaryota, Metazoa, Arthropoda, Insecta, Lepidoptera, Papilionidae. The transcript is spliced from 4 exons. Gene Ontology annotation, biological process: purine nucleoside metabolic process; DNA damage response; peptidyl-glutamate ADP-deribosylation. Gene Ontology annotation, cellular component: nucleoplasm. The coding region runs from base 65 to 904 and encodes 279 amino acids. The record is from RefSeq and is a predicted model, not a curated record.
UUAUCCAAUCAAUUUAGUAUAUCAAAUUAAAUUUUAAACGUCAAAUAAAAUUCUUUCCAAGGAAAUGUUAUCGCCGGCUUUUCAAUGCGCACAAUUUUGUAAAAACAUCAUUCAAGUCAACUCGUCAAUAUUCAAUUAUAAAAUACAACGUACGUGUUUUUUAACAAAAAUGACUACUCAAGCAAAGUGGAAGAUUGAGAAGAACCGUGUUCUAAAUUUACCAUUACAAGAAAAAAGAAAACUUUACAGAACUUGUGAAUAUAUUACGUUGGACAACAUUUACACUUGGUCUAAAUACGCUAAAGAAAAUGAGCAUAUAAAGACGAAACUGCAUACAGAAGAUGAUCAUAAUGAAAUGAAAAAAAUUAAUAUCAAUCAUGAUAAGAAUGCCUACCUUGCUGAGAAGGUAUCAAUUUUUAAGGGAGAUAUUACAAAAUUAGAGAUUGAUGCUAUUGUAAAUGCAGCCAAUUCACGUUUGAAAGCUGGUGGUGGUGUUGAUGGUGCUAUCCACCGUGCAGCAGGACCAUUACUACAGGAUGAAUGUAAUUCUCUUGGAGGUUGUCCCACAGGUCAAGCAAAAGCUACAAGUGGAUAUGAUUUGCCAGCUAAGUAUGUGAUUCACACAGUUGGGCCACAAGAUGGCUCUGCACCAAAACUUCAAUCAUGCUACGAACAUUGCCUUGCACUUAAAAGUGAAUGUCAUUUCAGUUCUAUAGCAUUCCCAUGUAUUUCGACUGGAAUUUAUGGUUUUCCGAAUCGUCUAGCGGCACAUAUUGCUCUAAGGACUGUACGGAAAUAUCUGGAAUCAGAUGACAAUAUGCAAAGGGUUAUUUUCUGCACUUUUAUGCCAAUAGAUGUGGACAUCUAUGAGACAUUAUUGCAAUUAUACUUCCCAGUUGAUUAAUAAAUAUUAUAACUACCUACAAGUUAAAAAGCAUGAAAUGCUUCCUUAAUUAUGAAAUGGUAUUGAUAUUGCAUGGGUUUGUGUAUAUUUAGAAGCAAUAAAGAAUGAUUUUUUUA